UGUUAACAGAUUCCAGCGCAAAGAAGAAAUCAGACCAGAAAAGUAGAGGAAAGGGAGCCGGGGUAAUAGGAAUUGUGGAAAAUGAGGAUCCCUCCCCACAAGCGUUGCUAUUAUCCAGCUCGUUUCUAAGGAUUCGGUUGCUGCCAUUCCUGAGAGCUACUUGUGGCCGAGCGGAGGUCCUUUGGAAAGACGGAUCACACAAAAAAUGGAGGCCAGAGUGGAGCGUGCCGUGCAGAAAAGGCAAGUCCUGUUUCUUUGUGUAUUUCUUGGAAUGUCGCGGGCUGGCGCUGAACCGCUUAGGUAUUUUGUGGCAGAGGAAAACGAGAGAGGCGCCUUUCUCGCAAACCUAGCAAAUGACCUAGGGUUGGGGGUGGGAGAACUGUCAGCCCGGGGAUCUAGAAUUGUUUCAGACCAGAACGUACGGUUUUUACUGCUCAGUCCGCUUACUGGUGAUUUACUUCUAAAUGAGAAACUGGACCGGGAGGAAUUGUGCGGCCCCAAAGAGCCCUGUGUGCUGCCUUUCCAAUUGUUAUUGGAAAAGCCUUUUCAGAUUUUCGGCGCUGAACUGUGGGUGAGAGACAUCAACGACCAUUCUCCAGGAUUUCUAGAUAGAGAGAUUCCCUUGAAAAUAUUAGAAAGUGCCAUUCCAGGGGCGGCCUUUCUCCUGGAAAGUGCGCAGGAUUCAGAUGUUGGAACCAACAGCUUGAGUAACUACACCAUCAGCCCCAAUGCCUAUUUCCAUAUUAACGUCCGCGACAGCGGGGAGGGGAAUGUGUAUCCCGAAUUGGUGCUGGAUCAGGUGCUGGAUCGUGAAGAGACUCCUGAGCUCAGUUUAAGGCUCACGGCCUUGGAUGGCGGCUCGCCGCCCAGAUCCGGGACCGCUCUGGUGCGCAUCCAGGUCGUAGCCAUAAAUGACAACGCCCCUGAAUUUGUGCAGCCGCUCUACAAGGUGCAGGUGCCCGAAAACAGCCCCGCUGGUUCCAUGGUUGUCGCCGUGUUCGCCAGAGAUUUAGAUACCGGAAGUAAUGGGGAAAUAGUCUAUACCUUUUUUUAUGCCACUGAAAGAAUACUCAAAACGUUUCAAAUCAAUCCAGAGUCUGGCAAAGUCUACCUUAAAGCCGACUUGGACUAUGAGGCAAUUCAAACGUAAGCAUUAACUAUUCAGGCGAAAGACGGCGGAGGGCUUUCUGGAAAAUGUACUGUGGUGGUUGAGGUAACAGAUGUAAAUGAUAAUCGGCCGGAGCUGCUCAUGUCAUCACUUACUAGCCCAAUCCCAGAGAACUCACCCGAGAUAGUCGUUGCUGUUUUCAGGAUUAGAGACCGAGAUUCAGGGGACAAUGGAAAGACGGUGUGCUCUAUCCAGGACGACCUCCCCUUCCUCCUGAAGCCAUCUGUGGAGAAUUUCUACACUCUAGUAACAGAGAAGCCAUUGGAUCGAGAGAGGAAGGCCGAGUACAACGUCACCAUCACCGUCACCGACCUGGGGACUCCCGCGCUGAAGACCCAGCACCACGUCACCGUGCGGGUCUCCGACGUCAACGACAACGCCCCCGCCUUCACCCGGGCCGUCUACACCCUGCUGGUCCGCGAGAACAACCGCCCCGCCCUGCACAUCGGCAGCGUCAGCGCCACCGACGCGGACGCGGGCGCCAACGCCCAGGCCACCUGCUCGCUGCUGCCGCCCCCCGACCCGCGGCUGGCGCCGGCCGCCCUGGUGUCCGCGAACGCCGACCGCGGCCGGCUGUUCGCGCUGCGCUCGCUGGACUACCAGGCCCUGCGCGCCUUCGAGCUCCGC
Molecule: messenger RNA, 1795 nt
Organism: Carlito syrichta (Philippine tarsier)
Lineage: Eukaryota; Metazoa; Chordata; Mammalia; Primates; Tarsiidae
Product: protocadherin beta-7
Exons: 1
Biological process (GO): homophilic cell-cell adhesion
Cellular component (GO): plasma membrane
Molecular function (GO): calcium ion binding
Source: RefSeq, a predicted model, not a curated record